AUGGGUCCGGCAUCCAAUUCGAAAUACCCAACUCAGUUCUAAUUGGAUCUGUAAAAUUUCUAAGGCCCAUUUAGAUUCCGACGAUCCAACUGCAAUUUGUUUAGCGGACUCGGAUGGGGCGUAUAUUUUGACACGGUCGGCUUCCUGCGUUUUGUUCGGUUAGGGUUUUAUUCCCGCAAAACCACUAUUUUUGAGCUUUGUUUUUGGUCUUUCAAGUUGCUAAGCUCGUAAUACUACUCUCUGUCUAUUGCGAUGGCCAAAAACAGGAACAAGAAGAAAAGAAAUGGUGUCCUUUCAAUGGACAUCACGGAAGCACCCGUUUCAGAACUUCCUCAGGCAAUGGAUACCUCAGAGUCUGGAGCUCACAACAACCCUGCUGCUGGUGCUCCUGCCAUAAAGGUGAAAAAGGGAAAACCAAUGAAGAGAUCAAAAAACGCCCGAAAACAGAAAUCCAUAGAAAAAGCUAUUGGUGCAAAUGAGAAAACAGUGGAGAAAGUUUUGAAGAAUGAAAGCAAAAAAUUAAGAACUCAAUCUGCGAAGUUGCUGUAUGAUUGAAUUAAUAUUAUUUACUUACUUGAUUGUACAAUCAUUAUAUAGAAAGGAUUGAAAUUUUAAAUUCUUGUAGUUAAUCAGCUUCCUUGAAGUAUUUUGGGUA
Ziziphus jujuba (common jujube) is the source of this 655-nucleotide messenger RNA. RefSeq lists its product as uncharacterized. NCBI's taxonomy places the organism in Eukaryota, Viridiplantae, Streptophyta, Magnoliopsida, Rosales, Rhamnaceae. The record is from RefSeq and is a predicted model, not a curated record. The transcript has 3 exons. Bases 253 to 555 code for a protein of 100 amino acids.